AUGUAUAUAUUCCACGGAUCUCCCUCACUAGAGGGAUCACAGCCGGUUAGCCGAGAGGCUACGUGGCGCAUCCCCGCGUGGCAAUCGCGGACCAAAAGCGGACUGACCAAAACGAGACGACACCACCCUCUAAACGCCGUAUAUGAACCUGGAGAGGAACUGUUCUUGGAACCAUGCGACAGUAGAGGUGUUGGUGGAGUUGGCAUCCUUGUCAACACGAGCAUGGCAAAGGACAUCGACUCUUUCGAACAACUUACGACCCGAAUCGGGCGUCUGCGGAUGAGAAGAUGUGGUCCAACACCAGCUUCGACUAUCUUCGUCUCUAACGCUCCAACAUCAAGCUACGAAGAAGAAGAAGCCGAAGCUUUCUAUAUGGACCUGGAAAAGUUCUACCGAGAAGAUCAUGCCUUCUACAAGGUCAUAAUUUGCGAUUUCAACGCCAAAGUUGGCCCAACAAGAACGCCUGAGGAACUUCAUAUUGGGACCCAAGGCCUACAAUGGAAUGAACAAGAGAGGCUCUAA
Molecule: messenger RNA, 522 nt
Organism: Necator americanus (New World hookworm)
Lineage: Eukaryota; Metazoa; Nematoda; Chromadorea; Rhabditida; Ancylostomatidae
Exons: 1
Coding region: 1-522 (173 amino acids)
Source: RefSeq, a predicted model, not a curated record